Messenger RNA from Penicillium verrucosum, 1356 nucleotides. Its product is annotated as putative hexokinase Kxk. Gene Ontology annotation, molecular function: D-glucose binding; fructokinase activity; glucokinase activity. The transcript has 7 exons. The record is from RefSeq and is a predicted model, not a curated record. Bases 1 to 1356 code for a protein of 451 amino acids. Lineage: Eukaryota; Fungi; Ascomycota; Eurotiomycetes; Eurotiales; Aspergillaceae. Gene Ontology annotation, biological process: glycolytic process; intracellular glucose homeostasis; glucose 6-phosphate metabolic process. Gene Ontology annotation, cellular component: mitochondrion; cytosol.
AUGGUUGGACUUGGCCCCAAGCACCCGCAUUCCCGGAAGGGGUCCAUGCACGAGCUCCCCCAGAACUUGUUGGAGCCUAUUAAGGAAUUCGAGAAGGCUUUCACCGUCGAUCGCUCCAAGCUUAAGGAGAUUGUGAACCACUUCGUCAAGGAGCUCGAGAAGGGCCUGAGUGUUGAGGGUGGCAACAUUCCCAUGAACGUCACCUGGGUCCUGGACUUCCCCGAUGGAAAUGAGCGGGGUACCUACCUGGCCCUCGAUAUGGGCGGCACCAACCUACGUGUUUGCGAGAUUACCUUGACCGAGGAGAAGGGCGCUUUCGAUAUCACACAAUCUAAGUACAAGAUGCCCGAGGAGCUGCGGACUGGAACCGCCGAAGAGCUGUGGGAGUACAUCGCCGACUGCUUGCAGCAGUUCGUCGAGACCCACCACGCCGGGGAAAACCUCACCAAGCUGCCUCUUGGUUUCACUUUCUCCUACCCCGCCACUCAGGAGUACAUCGAUCACGGAUGUUGUUCCCCCCUCGAGGCGAUCCUGAAGAAGCGGGGUCUUCCCAUUAAAGUUGCAGCCCUUAUCAACGACACCACCGGUACCCUCAUUGCUUCCUCUUACACCGACACCGCUAUGAAGAUUGGCUGCAUUUUCGGUACCGGCGUCAACGCCGCAUACAUGGAGAACGCAGGAUCCAUACCCAAGCUUGCCCACAUGAACCUGCCCGCCGAUAUGCCCGUCGCCAUCAAUUGCGAAUACGGAGCCUUCGACAAUGAGCACCAAGCCUUCGAGAAGAUGACCGCUGGUCUGUACCUUGGAGAGAUCUUCCGUCUCGCACUAAUUGACCUGGUCGACAACCGCCCUGGUCUGAUCUUUAACGGCCAGGACGUCACUAAGCUCCGCAAGCCCUACCUGCUCGAUGCCUCCUUCCUCGCCAACAUCGAAGAGGACCCCUAUGAGAACCUGACCGAGACCUUGGAUCUCUUCGACAGCAAGCUGAGCAUCCGUCCUACCCAGCCAGAGCUAGAGCUUAUCCGCCGCCUCGCCGAGCUGAUCGGUACCCGUGCCGCUCGUCUGUCCUCGUGCGGAGUCGCCGCUAUCUGCACCAAGAAGAACAUCGAGUCCUGCCACGUCGGUGCUGACGGCUCCGUCUUCACCAAGUACCCCCUCUUCAAGGAGCGUGGUGCCCAGGCCCUGCGUGAGAUCCUCGACUGGGCCCCUACCGACAAGGACAAGGUCUCCAUCAUGGCCGCUGAGGAUGGUUCCGGUGUUGGUGCUGCCCUGAUUGCUGCCCUGACCCUCAAGCGUGUCAAGGCCGGUAACCUCGUUGGUGUCCGCAACAUGGAUGACAUGAAGACCCUGCUUUGA